AUGUCAUCCUCGCAACCACAACAUACUGCCUUGGAUCGCAAAGAUUACCUCAACUGCACUACACGAACUUAUACUACGAACCACAACACACAACAUCAGUCAACGCAAGCCGGCAGUACCUUGCUGGGCGCAGAUAGUCCAACUGUUCACGGUAGUAGUAGAGCCUCACUGGGGUCAAUCAUACGGGGCACCAAAGGACAUUUAUCCAGUAUACUUGGUAGUGUCACGCAGACGCCUGCGAAGUGUCAAUCGAUUUCACGAGUGAUUCUACUUGAAGGGUCCAUCGGUGGUAGUGGGUUUGUUGGUGAUAUGAUAUGA
This is a messenger RNA of Acanthocheilonema viteae, 318 nucleotides long. Lineage: Eukaryota; Metazoa; Nematoda; Chromadorea; Rhabditida; Onchocercidae. The record is from the annotation of a GenBank genome assembly.